GUUGGGGGGGAGCGAGAGAGUACCACGAACCGGGGAUUUUACCUUUUCCACAUAAAAGUUUGUGAGGCCGAGUGGAGGAGACAUGGCGGUGUUCUCUGCUCUGUGGGUGCUCUUGCUGUGCCAGCUUCUGACUUCAUCCUCAGCCCAGAGGCCGGGCCCCAGAGGAUCUCCGGGGCCAUCAGGACCCUUUGGACCACCAGGAAGAGAUGGCACUGAUGGGAAAGAUGGACCUGCUGGACUGCCAGGGAAAGCUGGUCCUAAAGGAAAAGCAGGAAUACCGGGCUCUCCUGGGAAACCAGGCCUGCCAGGACUUCCAGGAGUUGAUGGUUUGACUGGUCCUGACGGUCCUGCUGGGAAGGAUGGGCCCCCUGGGGACGCAGGGGACCCUGGACCUUCGGGGCCACCUGGACCUCCUGGCAGAGGGAGAACAGGAGCUGCAGGUUUACCUGGAACCAACGGGUUGCCGGGCGGAGUCGGACCCCAGGGUGCAGCGGGAGCUGAGGGUCUUGCAGGACUUCCCGGACCUGCUGGCUCUGAUGGACCCCCAGGUCUUCCUGGUACUCUUCAUGACCUCAGCGGUGACCUUCUGUGUCCUGCAAUCUGCCCCGCUGGUCCCUCUGGUGCUCCUGGGAUGCCGGGAUUCAAGGGUCACACAGGACAUAAAGGAGUCAAAGGAGAGCUUGGAAAAGAUGGAGAGAAGGGUGACUCUGGUCCACCUGGUCCCCCGGGUAUUCCUGGCACUGUGGGUCUGCAGGGCCCACGUGGUCUGAGAGGUUUACAGGGACCGAUGGGAGCUGUAGGAGACAGAGGUUUUCCUGGUUUCAGAGGCAAACCUGGCAUCGCCGGCAUCAUCGGAAAGACAGGUGAUGCUGGAGAAAAGGGACCACAGGGAUUCAGGGGACCCAAAGGAGAAAUUGGGAAAAUCGGUCCCAAAGGAGGCCCAGGGGGAUCAGGACCCAAAGGGGAGCCUGGUAUUCCUGGCAGAGAUGGCAAAGAUGGUACGCCGGGAUUAGACGGCGAGAAGGGUGAUGCCGGACGCCACGGAAUCGUUGGAGAGAAAGGACCAAACGGCCUUCCUGGUCUACAGGGAAAGGCUGGUACAAAGGGAUCUACAGGAGAAGUUGGUGACGCGGGGAAGACUGGGGAGACAGGGCCCUCUGGAGAGCCAGGUAUUCCUGGUGACAUUGGUGUCCCAGGAGAGAGGGGGAUAGCCGGACCCAGAGGAGUGACCGGAGGAAUUGGACCAGUGGGCAACACUGGACCGCAGGGAGUCAAAGGCUUUCAGGGGGUGGCAGGAGGAUUGGGGGAUUCAGGUCUCCCAGGCCCGACAGGAAUCCGUGGAGAGUUUGGUGAAAGGGGUCCGAACGGAGCUUCAGGAGCCAAAGGAGACAUGGGCGUCGCAGGAAGUGACGGUUUACCAGGAGAGAACGGAGAACCUGGUCCCUUCGGACCAGUGGGACAAAAAGGAGAGUCUGGAAAACGUGGUGAGCUGGGACCGAAGGGCGUGACGGGUCCUCAGGGAGAGCUCGGGGCCAGAGGGCCUCCAGGAAAACAAGGGAUAAUGGGCUUCCAGGGAGAACAGGGUCUGCCCGGGAUCUCAGGAAAGACAGGCGUACCUGGUAAACUGGCGAGCGAGCAGCAGAUCAGAGAGCUGUGUGGCUCCAUGAUUGAUGAUCAGAUAGCCCAGCUGGCCGCUAACCUGCGAAGACCCCUGGCCCCUGGCAUGGUGGGCCGCCCGGGCCCUGCUGGGCCUUCAGGAACCCCAGGAGUAGCUGGGUCUAUCGGGCAUCCAGGCACUCGUGGACCACCAGGGUACAGAGGUCUGCCAGGAGAGCUGGGAGACCCUGGUACCAGAGGUGAUGUUGGUGAACAAGGUGACAAGGGACCUGUUGGUAAAGCCAUUGAUGGGCCAACUGGAGACCAAGGACACCAAGGUCUUCCUGGAGUUCCUGGAAUCGUCAAAGAUGGCCGCGAUGGAUCUGUAGGAGAUCCAGGUGAGCCUGGAGAGUCAGGCAGGGUAGGUAGGACUGGGCACCAGGGACCUCCUGGUAUCUGUGAUACCACAGCCUGCCAGGGAGCAGCAGCCGCUGGGAAAUCCUCCAACCCCAAAAACCAUUAAACAAGACUUCCUGCACCCUGCGGCCAACCACCCCACGCAGGAAGGGUGAAAAGUGAGGGAAAGGAAGAAAUGAAAGAAGAGUGAUCACAACAAAAAGAAACUGUCCUCCUCCUUUAUUGAAACAAAUGUAUAACAAGAUGGGAAGAGUAACGUCAACAGAGGAACGUCCGAGGAGAAACACCAAGAGAAGAGCAACUGAGAGACAAAAACAUGGAGAUGAUACCUGAAAUAAAGUGGACAGAGACACGAGUGCAACAGAACAAGUGCAUUGCUCCAAAUACUGUCACAUCCGACUUGAUGACCUACAAAAUUUCAAAAAAUGAAAACGAAGAGUCCUUUUGUGUAUAAAAACUUUGUACAUGUUAUUUCAAUGCCCCCCCAUUACUUGUUUUAAACGAGUGUUGGUCUCUGCAGUGAAUGUGCAUGCAUCACAGCCCAUGAGUGGAAAUCACAGGUGUUACCUCAACAUACGAGCUUAACGUGUAAUAUAUGGAAAUAGGUGCCGGAGGCGAGAAGCUGUGUUUGUACUGUACAAGGAAUAAAAGAAACAACUACCCAGGUGCCCAGACAUUGUGUAGAUUGAUGCAACAAA
Platichthys flesus (European flounder) is the source of this 2711-nucleotide messenger RNA. RefSeq names its product collagen, type IX, alpha 3 (gene col9a3). Lineage: Eukaryota; Metazoa; Chordata; Actinopteri; Pleuronectiformes; Pleuronectidae. The record is from RefSeq and is a predicted model, not a curated record. The coding region runs from base 83 to 2119 and encodes 678 amino acids. The transcript has 32 exons.